This is a messenger RNA of Camellia sinensis, 1803 nucleotides long. Its product is annotated as DUF21 domain-containing protein At4g14240. The record is from RefSeq and is a predicted model, not a curated record. NCBI's taxonomy places the organism in Eukaryota, Viridiplantae, Streptophyta, Magnoliopsida, Ericales, Theaceae. Gene Ontology annotation, biological process: magnesium ion homeostasis; intracellular manganese ion homeostasis. Gene Ontology annotation, cellular component: cytoplasm.
AACAGGCAGAGCGAACGAUACUGCACUUUGACUCUCUCUCUCCCUCUCAAGCCACUCUAUUUUCUCUCUUUCUCGGCGAUGCGGUGGAUGAAUGCCCUAACCCUAGCUGGUAUGACUGCGAUUCCGUUUGUAUUCGAAACUCAGGACAUCGAAUUCGGGACUCCGUGGUGGUUCAUAUACGCCGGAGUGUCGUGUUUUCUCGUGCUUUUUGCUGGAAUAAUGUCAGGGCUCACUCUAGGUUUGAUGUCUCUUGGAUUAGUAGAGCUCGAGAUUCUUCAGAGAAGUGGAACUUCUACGGAGAAGAAGCAAGCAGCUGCUAUCCUACCGGUUGUUCAAAAGCAACACCAACUUCUCGUCACUUUGCUUUUGUGUAAUGCUUGUGCCAUGGAGGCUCUUCCUAUAUAUCUGGAUAAACUUUUUCAUCCCGUUGUUGCUGUUGUGCUCUCUGUAACUUUUGUUCUAGCUUUCGGUGAGAUCAUUCCACAAGCCAUAUGCUCAAGAUAUGGCCUUGCUGUGGGAGCAAAUUUUGUGUGGCUUGUACGUAUUUUGAUGAUCAUUUGCUAUCCUAUUGCUUACCCUAUUGGAAAGGUUCUAGAUGCUGUACUUGGGCAUAAUGAUGCUUUAUUCAGGCGAGCUCAAUUGAAAGCCCUCGUCUCUAUCCAUGGUCAAGAGGCUGGUAAGGGGGGUGAACUCACGCACGAUGAGACUACUAUCAUAAGUGGAGCACUUGACUUAACUGCAAAGACUGCAGAGGAGGCUAUGACACCGAUUGAAUCAACAUUUUCGUUGGAUGUCAAUUCAAAAUUGGAUUGGGAAGCAAUUGGAAAAAUUCUUGCACGAGGUCAUAGUCGUGUUCCUGUCUAUUCUGGAAAUCCAACCAACAUCAUUGGACUCUUACUGGUGAAAAGUCUUCUCACUGUACGAGCAGAAACAGAGACUCCAGUUAGUGCAGUUUCCAUCCGAAGAAUUCCUCGGGUUCCAGCAGAUAUGCCCUUGUAUGAUAUCCUCAAUGAGUUUCAGAAGGGAAGCAGUCAUAUGGCCGCUGUUGUGAAGGUUAAAGGAAAAAGCAAGAAAGCUCAACCUGCCUUCGGUGGAGAGAAGUUUGAAGAAAAUAACAGCAUUGAUGGGAAUUCCCAAUUAACUACCCCCUUGUUACCCAAGCUGCAUGAAAAUGCAGAUAAUGUGGUUAUCAACAUUGAUAAGGGGCCAAUGCCAACCACUACAAACAAGCAAAACUUUUUUCAACAAAAUGCUGCCUCAACAAAAAAUUUGACCCAUCUUUCAGAUGAUUAUGAAGAAGGGGAAGUAAUUGGCAUCAUUACGUUGGAGGAUGUUUUUGAAGAACUUCUACAAGAGGAAAUUGUAGAUGAGACAGAUGUAUAUGUUGAUGUACAUAACAGGAUCCGUGUGGCUGCUGCCGCUGCAGUUGCUCGGGCUCCUUCAAAUCGGAAGUUGACUGGUCAAAAGACUGCAGGAGGCCAAAGUAAGCAAGGUCAAGCCCCGAAGAAGGCAUUUGAUGAUGAUUUGCAUCCAACUAAGUUACCCUAACUACCUGUUCACCCUCUUCUUAAGCAAUAACAGAUGUUGUAGUUCUGACUGUUAAGAUAGCUCUGUAAAGUCCUUUAGUUAACUAGCUAGUGUAAUUUGGUCUAGUAUUCUCACUCUUACAUUACAUUAGUAAAUUAUAGUGCGUGAAUCUUGUUAAAUUUACUUGUUUUUUGACCAUCCUUUUCUUCAAAUAUGUUUACAAUUGAGCGGUGUGAUUUGGCUUUGCAAUGUUACAUCACAUGACAUGUUCUGCAA